Coregonus clupeaformis (lake whitefish) is the source of this 6319-nucleotide messenger RNA. RefSeq names its product fibroblast growth factor 6. The record is from RefSeq and is a predicted model, not a curated record. NCBI's taxonomy places the organism in Eukaryota, Metazoa, Chordata, Actinopteri, Salmoniformes, Salmonidae. Gene Ontology annotation, cellular component: cytoplasm. Bases 2375 to 2965 code for a protein of 196 amino acids. The transcript has 3 exons. Gene Ontology annotation, molecular function: fibroblast growth factor receptor binding; growth factor activity. Gene Ontology annotation, biological process: cell differentiation; fibroblast growth factor receptor signaling pathway; positive regulation of cell population proliferation.
CGUAACAAAAUGUGGAAAAAGUCAAGGGUUCUGAAUACUUUCCGAAGGCACUGUAUACUCUCAUUUUGAGAAUAGAGUCGAAAAGAAUGUGUUUUUUUGCCUCAAGUGUAAUAUUUAUUGGCAGUUAGUGACACUCUUAAUCAAUGAAAACCAAUUAGUAGACAGACAGGUUAACUUUUUUUAAAAAUAAAAGAUGACUGAGGAAAUUCCCCCCACACACAGACAAUACUUAUCUGACUUACUGUAGAACAUAAGGACAUACUGCCAGACCGCUUGGAAAAAUAAGUCAAUUUUGCAAGUGCCUCUACUACAAAUGUCAGCAUUUUUUGUACAUAAAUAUGUAUUUAUUGUUCUUUAAAAAUCAUAAGCACAUAUUAAAGUAUUUUUCCUUAUUUUCAUUGCAUCUGUCAAAGGUGUAAGGUGCAAAAGCUAUUUCUGUGAAAAAAUGAUAAAUUAUAAUUUUGUAUAGAUGUGGCAUAAAGACAUCUUCUGCGCUAUAAUUUAUUGGAAUAUUCUUCCAUCCCACUCUUUCAUCGUUGGCUGCUUACUCUCAGAUAGCUUAUUGAUCUCGACUGCUGUCAAUAUUUCCCUAUAGGAUUGCAAAUAAAUAAUAAAUACAUUUCAUUUUAGUUCUGUAGGUUGUGAGGAAUCGAACUCAAGUCACAAAGUUGAUGAUUUACUGGUUGACCAUGCAGAAUAGUACACUCAUAAUAUUUAAAAACAUUGUUUUGUUUUGUUUUUAAGUUGUUUUUCUUUUUUUUCAUCCUGACCAUUUCCUGUAUUAGUUCUGGUUUUAAGGGAGCAACUUUGCUGAAUGUGCAUUUCCUGAUGAUGACUAAUGCCUGUGCAAAGUAUGGUAAACACCUCCUGUAUCAUUAUUUAUUUGUAAAUAUGAAGUAGUCAAUACUGUUGCAUCUGGAUCAAUUAUAACCAUUAUUCCUCUGUUUUGAGUUCCUCCCAUAUUAAGUUUCGUUGAUAUUUCUUAGACAUAAGUAACCAUUGAAUUUCAACAAGUUAGCAAGUGUUGUGGUCCUUUAUUUGUCCAAAUGCCCAGUGUUUGAGUUAGUUGUGCUUCAUGAUAGCAAGUGCCAAGGAUCUUCACAUUGGGCCUAUUUGCCGAUGACUGUAUGAUUAUGAAUCUGCUAUUAUGUCCUCAGUUUUCACUGAUACUCCAAAUGUGUUGUCCUUGGCGUUUUCAGCCUUCAUAGAAAUCAAAUCAUUUUUAUUAUAAAUCCAGAUUGGGUAUCAUUGUGCAGUCACCAAAUAUAUUUGUAUACAAAUAAAUGUACUGCAUUGUAAAAUGCUUGUCAGAGAUGUUGUAUGUCACUAAGAAGAACUUUGUACAGUCUGUGAAAAUGAUUUGAACUAUGGUCAAUGAUGGUUGCGCAUGAAGCACAGUUAAAACCUUGGAAAUAGCGCCAUCCAUCGGAAUUUCCAACCAAAUGGAUGACAUUUAUUAAGGGGUCCGGUGGAAGCGCGCAAAUGUAUAUAAUCUAUUGAUGUAUAGGCAUGCUCCAUGGUGGCGUUACAAAGAAAAUAUGAUAUGCUUUUAUGUUUCAGGCCAGGGGAAGGAAUAGGCUAUGAGAGACGUUUCGGGGUAACCGAAAUACGCACCACAGUGCUCAUGAAUGCAACCUACUUUAAUUGUAGCUAAAAUAAUAAUUGGUUGAAAAAGUUAAUAAACAUGCAGCAUAUGAUGUGGCCUGCAAGGGUGCCAUUGCUCUCCGGUGACAAGUGGACCGUUUUUUACACCUUCCUUCUAAAUAAGGAAGCAACCUGUCAGACAUAUGACCACCGACCCAAUUUGGGAGCUGCCAAAGUGUCCAUCGUGUCCCGCAGUUGCUUAACGCCACCCAAUGAGGUCUCUCCCUUCCUCGGUUUCACGGGCGCUGUGACAGUGUUCCGUUGAACUCUCCACAGACUAGGCACUGCAGUUCAGCGACUCUUUUCUUGCUUGCUUGCAACUUCACUCUCUCCAUCCUCGGCCCUUGUAUUAUUCGACUGGGCAGCGGUGAAGUCAGCAUGACGUCAUCUAGAGAUGCGAUAGCCUGGCAAGGUGAAACAAGGUUUUGGUGAGUGCUAUUCUCCACGGCCUGCGUUGCCUACAGAGAGAGAGAGAGAGGCGCGGAGCUGCAAAACAUGGUAAUCAUCAUCGCCACCACCUCAAGAUCUGCCGUGCACUCUCCUAUUUCUACUCCUCUGCACUGGGGCUCUCGUUUCAUACCCAGAGUUCAGAUCUGCGUUACAAAAAUAAUCCUCUGCCAGCAUGCCGAAGGAAGAAAAACAAGAAGAGUGGUAUUUUUAGGGCCAUUAAUUCUGACCACGUGCCCCGAAGGUACACCGGAAGGCCAUUGCGCAAAGUCUCCUCAUCAGUAUGUCCUACGAGGCCAGCACGCACUGGACGUUGAUUGCGACUGUUCUCUUGGGGUUCCUAGUGGGGAUUGCGUCAUCAUAUCCUAUUCCAAGCAGGACAAAUGCAACUUUAUUGGAGAAAAGAUGGGAGACCCUCUUCUCCCGCUCCAUUCUGGGCAUCUCGGGGGAGAGAUCGGACCUGAACUGGGAGAGUGACUAUUUGCUAGGUAUCAAAAGAGUCCGGAGGCUCUACUGCAACGUGGGCAUCGGGUUUCACCUCCAGGUCCUCCCAGACGGCAGGAUUAAUGGUGUACAUAAUGAAAACCAGUACAGUCUAUUAGAGAUCUCAACUGUAGAGCGAGGAGUGGUUAGCUUGUAUGGGGUGAGAAGUGAGCUGUUUGUCGCAAUGAAUGGCCGAGGAAGGUUAUACGGAACGACAGUCUUCCAUGAUGAGUGCAAGUUCAGAGAGAGCAUGCUGCCAAACAACUACAAUGCCUAUGAGUCUUCCGUUUACAGAGGCUCCUACAUUGCUCUCAGCAAGCAUGGCCGUCUGAAGAGAGGCAACAAGGCCACCACUGCCAUGACUGUCACACACUUCCUCCCCCGAAUAUGAGCAAAACUGGCAAUAACUCACUUAUUUGCACAUGUGGAUUGUUGUCCAGGUAACAUUAUACUGUAUACACCAAUACAAAUGGACUGCAAAAGAAAGAAAUACCAUUAUAUGAUAGUAUUUAUUCAGUCUUUAUAUGUAUAUUUCGGUAGCUUACUUUGUAUUAGAACUCAUGGAAAUGCCAUUAAUUGCUGCUUAUUAUUUUAAUCAGUAUUAUAUAAGGGGAUGGAGAAGCUUCAUCUGUCCCCUUCACUUUAUAUGGGUGCUUGCCAUACAUAAAUGGUGGAGACCUUGCCCUGUCAGUGGAUGACAGCUAAGCUCAGCCUCUAGAAGUGAAAUGGAUACUUUUUAUUACCUCAAAGCGCCACGUCCCAAAUUAAAUAAUGUGUGCAUGAUAUUUCUACUGAGAAGAAUGCCUGUUUACUUUGAACUUUUGUGAUUAUCCAUCAAGGACUCUACAUUUUCCAUAAUCUGUGUCAACAUUAUAUCAUUGUCUAGUAAGGGCAACUAGAGCGCUUACCAAAUAUUUGUUUUCUUGCUUUGUGAUGAGGUGGUGGCUGCCUUUGAUUCCUACUUGCGGCUCCUUCCCUUGCAUGCGAGAAACGCUCCCCUCAGUCAGAAAUAGGGAUGACAUGCAAGUCAUCACUCCCUCAUGCUCCGGGGGGCUUUAGCCCAAUUCCUAGAGGGCCAAAAGUAUCUUCAGUUUAUUUUCUUUCCAGAAUGAGAUCAGUUAAGUAAUUGAGACUGUGUCAGAUAGGCCAGGCCCCUCAGGAGCUCACAGCCAUUGGUGUGGGAAGCUAGAACUGGAGACCCACCAUCCUAGGGGGACUUUGACAAUCCUGACUUUUAUGAGGCUAGAUGGUUUUAUGAGGCUAAGUGUGAGAUGGUUUGAUGUUUAGACCAGAUUGAAAUGUGUGUGUGUCUUGUCUUGGACUAACUGGGAGCCUGCUGUAUCGAUCAAACAGUUUGAUUAGUUUUUAAACUGAUGAGGGUUGAAACCUUAACUUAUCCGCUGGUUUGAACAUUUUUUUUUAGCACUUUUACAGUAUCUCCAUUUCUGCAGUAAAUGUCGAGCUGCAUAAAAAUAGUGCUUGUUUUCACGUUCACUCAACAUUAUUUGAAAUAAUGUAAAUAUUCCUAUUAAUUUUUUUUGAGAAGGGAUGCUUAUUUCAUGCAACUAAGAUUUGCUAACAAUAUUUCAGGUAACUCAAUCUGGCUAGUAUAUCUAAUAUCUGAUAUUUAGAUAAUAAGGAUUGUACUCAUACGUACCUGUUUCUCUCUUUCAUUGUUUAAACUGGUUAUGAAGUUGUAAGAUCUUGUGUGAAAGAAAAACAGAAGCAAUGUCUCAAAGCAAUUCACCAAAGGCUUACAGUAGUGAUGUUUGGACUUUGUACAGUAUGCAGCAUACUUGAAGUCAAUGCUUGCUUGCUCUCCUCCUCGAAUACUGUACGUUUCCAUAGUGGAGGGAAACAAAUAUACAGGGCUGUACUGACAUGCAGAAGAGGGCUUAUAUGGGACCGUGCAUGUGGCACCCAUUGUUGUUUUAACCUACUGAAGAUGCAGAUUAUGUUGGACAAGCUACUCCCCAAAUACCUGAGCAGACCCCCCUUGGCCAGUUGACACUGUAAAACCCUUUGUUCAACAGCGGUCUUGAGAUUCCAGAAGUAUCCUUCCUCUCCCAUCUGGAGCCAUUUUAGUCCACGUCAGAGUCAUAGACCUCUUUCACUGUGUCUAAGCACGUGGUGUUCAGGUUGACCCGGAUCACUUUGCCCUUUUGACGCCACUUUGACCUACAUUUGCUCUGUUAUUCCUUUAUUUAUUUAUGGAUGGUGUGUAGCUCGAUGAAAACCUUGCAUGAAUGACAUAAGGUGAUUUUUAGGUGUAAGUGGUUUGAUUCUGUAUCUCUCUUUGACUGGUCGUCAAUGAGCAUGGACUUAUUGGGAAUGGAGUGGCAAAAUCUGAUUUAAAGAUUUCUCUUUGGCUAUUACAAUGCUAUAAGUAUGUUUAGUGCAUCUGAGUAAAAUCCAUAGGAAAGGUCAUCUUUGACCUCUUUUACCAACCUUUAACUUUACGCCUGUUAAAUUCUUAUUCCAACACAAGUACUUACAGUAGUAAGAAGAGACAGGCUGAGGCUUGAUGCAGUGUCUGGUUGUGAUGGAACACGGGAAGUAUCUGCGUGAACAGCCAUCAUACUCCGUAUUUGCCACAGCCAAAGAGAAAGCAGAGUUCCUAUCAAAUCAAUUUACCAAGCUGAAAUUGUCUCCAUGUGCAAGCAAGGCACUGCUUCCAUCAAGGAGGAUAGCAGACAAUGAAAAUAUGUAACACAAAGGCUGUUUUGGAUGUGGACCGUUAUGAGACAAAACAUGAUUUUAUAUGGAUAACAAGUAGUGCUGUUGCUUGAACCAUGGUGCUGAAGGGGUCUAUGCCUUGAAAACAAUUGGUGCUCCCAGGAGAUAUAGCUACUGUAAUAGUUAUGCAAGUUAAAAGUGUUGCUCAGUCUGCCAAGUAGAGUUAUCUCUACAGCUAGCACCAGAUCAAGCCCACUUUCAUUGUCACAAUGGAACUGAAACAUAUCCUCACCACCACCUAUUCAGGAUGAUGAUCAGUGAUUGAGGAAUGAAUGAAAACAAGCUUUUCCACUGUCUUGCAUGUGUCUGUGUGGGAUGAUAACGUAGCAGGAUUCAUGGUUUCGUUGAAUUUGGAUGGUGCGACAUCUUAUUUUCCAUCCGUUCUCCCCAAAAUGUAAUCAUAAUAAGACAUGCAAUGUGAAUGUUCAUGAAGGUGAAUAAUAUUUGUUUGGAUUACAACAUCCUUAUCAUUCUUUUUUUUUUUUGCUGGUCCAUAUGGGCAACAGGAAAUUAUCAUGACAACAAGCAAAUACGUGAACUGAAAUAGAGAUAUUUGGAAGUGUGAGAAUGUGUCUCUGUCACAAUGGCUUUUCAUGUCAUAAGGGGCACCUAGUUCAGUGUACACCUGUUAGGCCUAACCAUAGGUCUUUGUACCAAAUGUAUUAAAGCUGCUUAAAGAGUGUUAGAUACUCAAAUGGUGUUCAAGCCUACAGUAACUUACAAUACAGUGUGUUGCAGGCUCUCCAACUUGUGCAAAGGUGCUAUGGGUGGUAGUGGAUAAGGGAAGGGUGGUAGCGAUUCUGUGUGUGUCCCUGUGUGUCAGCAGCCUAAGUUUGUGUGUCUCUGUUUUAUAUUCCUGCACUGAGGGUAGUGUGCUUCCUUCUGAAUCCCCCUCCUCUUUUUAACAUAUACCUCACCUUCUGCCUUAGUUCCGAUUUAUUGAAAUGAUUGUAAAUUAGUUUGAAAUAACAGACUUCUCCAAUCAUUUGUUUCUGAAAAAAAAUAUGAU